CAACCCGCAAUGCUUCACCGAAUGCCACCCACGCACCCUCGUCGCAAGCAGCUCAAAACUGCUUCCACAUGAAGGAAACUCCCUCAUUCUGUAUCCUCUGAUGCCCACCCCGCUCUCCUUCCCGACGGCCAUGUCACCGACCGCCACAGGUUCCCUGUACGCUCCUCCUCCUUUCUUUCCCGAUGCCGACGAACCAGCGGCGUGGUACGGCAACAUCCAGUACCUCCUUAACAUCUCCGCCGUCGGUGCUGCAUCCUGCCUCCUCCUCUUUCUUUUCGUCAAGCUCCGCAGUGAUCAUGGCAUCCCCGGCCCCGCCGCCCUCUUCACCAAGCUUCUCGCCGCCUACCAUUCUACAGCUACCCAGAUCGCACUCCACUGCGGCGCCGACGCAGCCCAGUUUCUCGGCAUCGAGCGCUCAAGCUUCAUUGUCUUGGCUUCUCUCUCCGUGAUUGCAAUCGUCUUCGCCCUCCCUCUCAACCUCUGCGCUGGCGAUGCUCCGAUCGUGGAUCAGUUCACCCGCACCACCAUCUCUCACAUCUCCGCAGGUUCGUCCCUCAUGUGGCUCCACUUCAUCUUUACGGUUUUGGUUGUCGUUGUUGCGCACUUGGGCAUAUGUAGGAUGGAGGAUGAACUUAGAAUUACGAGGUUCAGGGAUGGCAGUGGAAACCCUAGUGACCCAAAUUCUAACUCUGUUGCUAUAUUCACCAUCAUGAUUCAGGGGAUACCCAAAACCUUAGCAUCCAGUAAAGGUCCACUGGAAGAGUAUUUUCAGCACCGGUAUCCUGGUAAGGUUUACCGAGUCAUUGUACCAUUUGAUCUCUGCUCUUUGGACUAUCUAACUACGCAAUGGGAUAAAGUCCAGAACGAGAUUUCUAUGUUAGAAGCUGGGGCAGAUGCCAGAAGUGUGACUGAUUGUGAAGAUGAUGGUUUGAACUUAGGGAGUGGCAGUCGUACGUGGAGAAAGUUAAAUGCUGCGUGGGCUACGUUGGUGUCCAUGUUGGGUUUGACGGAUGAAGAGAGGUUAAGGAAGUUGCGUAACUUUAGGUUAGUGUUGGAGACUAAGCUGUUAGACUACAGGGAAGGCAGAGCUCCGGGUGCAGGGAUUGCAUUCAUAGUCUUCAAAGAUGUCUACACCACAAACAAGGCAGUGAGGGAUUUUCGGACUGAGAGGAAGAAGAAGCCAAUAGGUAGGUUCUUUCCAUUGAUGGAGCUUCAGCUUGGCCGGAGCCGUUGGAGAGUUGAGAGAGCUCCCCCAGCUACAGACAUUUAUUGGAACCACUUGGGCCUGAGCAAGCUCUCUUCAGGACUUCGUAGAGUGGCGGUGAACACUUGUCUUGUUGUUAUGCUUCUGUUCUGUAGCUCACCCCUUGCAGUGAUAACUGCCAUGAAAAGCGCUGCAAGAAUUAUUAAUGCGGAAGCCAUGGAUAGUGCAAAAUCAUGGUUUACUUGGCUUGAGGGCUCUAGCUGGUUUGCUGCUAUAAUUCUGCAAUUCUUGCCUAAUGUGCUUAUAUUUGUAAGCAUGUAUAUAAUUAUCCCAUCCGCACUUUCAUAUCUCUCGAAGUUUGAGAGGCAUCUCACAGUUUCUGGGGAGCAGCGAGCCGCAUUAUUGAAGAUGGUUUGUUUCUUUCUGGUGAACCUUAUUCUAUUGCGUGCUCUGGUCGAGUCCUCACUCGAAAGUGCGCUACUCCGAAUGGGGAGAUGUUACUUGGAAGGUGAAGAUUGCAAACGUAUCGAGCACUAUAUGAGUGCAUCAUUUCUGUCCAAGUCUUGCCUUUCUUCUCUUGCAUUUUUGAUCACCAGUACUUUUCUUGGAAUAUCGUUUGAUCUGCUUGCACCAAUACCAUGGAUAAAGAAGACUUUAAGGAAGUUUCGCAAGAACGAUAUGCUUCAACUGGUGCCUGAGCAGAAUGAUGAUUGUUCCAUGGAGAAGAACCCUGAAGAGAACGAGAGUGAUAAUUUAAGGACGCCUCUCAUGUCUGAGAGACAAGAUAGUUCAGUUCUGAAUGGAAUUGAUGGGCAUGACCUUUCAGUCUACCCUAUUAAUAGAAGCUUUCAUGUGCCCAAGCAGAUGUUUGACUUUGCGCAGUACUAUGCUUUCAAUCUUACAAUAUUUGCCCUGACCAUGAUCUAUUCGUUGUUCACUCCACUUGUGGUUCCUGUGGGCGCCUUUUACUUCGGUUAUCGUUUUAUAGUCGACAAAUACAACUUCUUGUUCGUGUACAGAGUUAGAGGCUUCCCAGCUGGAAAUGAUGGGAAGUUGAUGGACAGGGUCUUGUGUGUCAUGCAUUUCUGUGUGAUAUUUUUUUUGCUGGCGAUGCUAUUGUUCUUCUCGGUCCAGGGAGAUUCCACGAAGCUACAGGCUAUUUUUACCCUUGGUUUGUUGUUCUUUUAUAAGCUACUGCCUUCCAAAACUGAUGGGUUUCAGCCAUCCAUUUUAGAAACAAUGCAGACUGUUGAUAGCUUUGUUGAUGGUGAAACAGAUUACGAAGUGUUCUCAAGACCUGAAUUUGAUUGGGAUUUAUAUCAAUCUUGAGGCAAAGACAUGCCUCGUUGGUGUAUGACUAGAUAUGUAUUAAUUGUCGUUUUAAAAGUUAAUUUUUCAUAGCAUCUAAAUUCUUUAAUGCUGCAACACAAGCUCAUCCCAUAUGUUUGCUGGGCGCAAUAUAAACUAAAGUUCUCCUCCAUCGUGGGAUUUGAACUUCUCUUGUUCCUUGAAUCAUUCUUAGCUUAAAGUUCUCAGUUUUGGAAUCAUACUCUUAUGGACAGAUUUAAAAAAAAAAGAAUCAGCAGUAAUACUGUCUUCAUCACGUGAUCUUUCACAAGCCGGUAGUCUGCAUGCAUCGUGCGGCCUUAAUAGCGCAGUAGAUAUCUUAUGGGAAGAGGGGUUGGUCGUUUAGUUGGUCAUCUACCUCGAGGUUAUUGCAUUCCAAUGCCCUUGUGUCUAAUCUCCUUUUGUUUUAAAAUUCAAUACGUCAGAUUUAUUGUGAUUACUGCAUUUAUUCCUCAUUCCCAUCUCUUUCGUGUUACAUAUUCGAUAACUCCUGACAUGGAGGUAAAUGUUUUGGGAAUGCUUAUCUUAGAAGUACAUCAACUUAAUAUC
Phalaenopsis equestris is the source of this 3100-nucleotide messenger RNA. Its product is annotated as CSC1-like protein At4g35870. The record is from RefSeq and is a predicted model, not a curated record. Bases 101 to 2533 code for a protein of 810 amino acids. NCBI's taxonomy places the organism in Eukaryota, Viridiplantae, Streptophyta, Magnoliopsida, Asparagales, Orchidaceae. Gene Ontology annotation, cellular component: plasma membrane. Gene Ontology annotation, molecular function: calcium-activated cation channel activity. The transcript has a single exon.